UCAAUUUUCAGAAUGAAAAUUAAAACGGAAACCAAACAAUAACAAUUUGAUUUACUCCGUAUUUCUUUUCCAUUCACUUUCAAUUUUCUCAAUUCAAAUUUUUUCUACUUUUCCCAACCCAGCAAGCCCAUUGGCCCAAUAAGUUCUUUUCUUUUUUUGCAUAACCAAACGCACCUUCGUUCUUGGCUCUUAUUCGAAAGGCAAGGUCCCCGUCUUCAAUCCAGGUACAGUAUUUUAUCUUUCAGUCUUCUUUGCUCCAACUUCCAGCCUUAACGAAAUUAGAGGAGAUGAUGCAAGGUCAGGAUGGGAAUGUAAGUGAUGCUGAGAUUGGUUGCUCGGCAUCUGCUCAAACAUCCGGAGUUGAUGAUUGGACGAAGUUUGGAGAUAAGGAUAUUAUGCAACAACAUUCUAUUAUUCGGGCUGAGGAAGCGGAGAAGCUUCUAUUUGUGGGUGAUAAGGAGCCUCUGUCUUCAUUGGAAGCAGAAUAUCAAUCUGGAAGUCCAAUUCUUUUGCAGAAAAUAAAGAUUUUGAGCGAACAAUAUGCUUCUAUAAGAAGGACCCGGGGAGAUGGAAACUGCUUUUUCCGAAGCUUCAUGUUUUCUUAUCUGGAGUAUAUAUUGGAAGCACAAGAUCAAGAAGAAGUAGAACGGGUCAAAGUCAACGUUGAGGAAUGUAGAAAGACACUUCAAAGUCUGGGAUAUGCAGACUUUACAUUUGAAGAUUUCUUUGCGUUAUUCCUCGAGCAACUUGAUAGUGUUCUUCAAGGGAGUGAAGCUUCAAUAAGUCAUGAUGAACUCCUAGAGAGAUGCCGCGACCAGUCAAUCUCUGACUAUAUUGUGAUGUUCUUCAGGUUUGUGACCUCUGGUGAAAUAAAGAAACGGGCAGAGUUUUUUGAGCCAUUCAUACUAGGAUUAUCAAACGCUUCGGUGGAGCAGUUCUGCAAGUCAUCGGUGGAGCCAAUGGGAGAAGAGAGUGACCAUGUUCACAUCACAGCUCUAUCCGACGCCUUGGGUGUUCCCAUUCGUGUCGUCUAUCUUGAUCGCAGCAUCUCAGGUCACGAAAACAGCUGCAGUGUCACUGUAGUCAACCACCACGAUUUCAUUCCGGACCCACCCAAUGGCGGCGGCCCCACAAAGAAAGAUGCUCCUCCGCUUCUCACCUUGCUAUACCGGCCAGGUCACUACGACAUUCUUUAUCCUAAAUGACACGACGUGAUGUUUUAGGCGGCUGAAUCUAUGUUUGGUUCCCCUCCUAGCCAGACCAUUUAAGAUUUUUUUUCCUUUGUCAUUUUAACUGUUUGCUGCUAAAUGUUACCAAUGUCCUAACCGAGUGUAUAACUGCCCAGUGCCAAAUUGAGUCUAUUAGACAGAACACCUGUUGCGUGGAAUGAAUUAGCGAGAUUGUGAUUUGUGACCAUUUCUAAGCCCAACGUUCAAGUCUGUCCAAUU
Messenger RNA from Cuscuta campestris, 1448 nucleotides. NCBI's taxonomy places the organism in Eukaryota, Viridiplantae, Streptophyta, Magnoliopsida, Solanales, Convolvulaceae. The record is from the annotation of a GenBank genome assembly.